UUCACCCACCACCUGUCCAAUGCUUUUACACUAAUAAUUUUCAAAGCUGAGAACCUCUCUCUGUGAUCCCUUUCCCUCUCUCAUGUGAACUAUACUAACAUCCACCUCUUCCAUUUACUUCCUUCACGUUCUGAACAAAAAUCACCUCUCCUCUCUUAUACCAUCCCAAACCCCACUUCCCCAUCCAUCGCUUCUCCACACUCCAAUGAAGGAUCUCUCCUUCUUCAUCCUCAAGAACUCCCUCUCCUCCAAGAUGAAGAAAAGCAUCCAAAGCUUCUGCAACAACAACACCUCAACCUCCACUCUCUGCCAAAGCAGCAACAAAGGCAACGAAGAGGCCAGAAAGUCGCGAACUUUAGAAGAGAUGAUAAUGCAGCUCGAAACAGAGGAAGAGGAGGCAAGGAGAUCCAUGCUUCACGACCACCAAGAUAUCCCCAGGAGAAUGUCAUGCGUUGACAGCAUCGAUAUCAUGAAUUCCGCAAGAAAUGCUCUUAAUCAAUAUCCCAGAUUCUCACUGGAUGGGAGAGAUGCCAUGUAUCGAUCUUCCUUCAGAAAUUUUGUGGAUGGAAGGAAGUCAUUUUGCGGCGUGUCAGGGAUCCGAAUGCCGCCCACUUUGGCAGGGGAGAGAGUGGUUUGGUGUAAGCCGGGAGUGGUGGCAAAGCUGAUGGGAUUGGAUGCAGUGCCUGUGCCUGUGGGGAGAGAUGGGAGGAGGUUUGGUGGUGGUGGAGGUUUUCUAAACAGGAAGCAGAGUUUGAGGAGGAUGGGGAAGCUGGAGCUGGAGAAGGAGAGGAUAAGUAUGAAUUUGAAGAGUGGGAAGGGGAUGAGAAGAGAAGAUUUGGAUAAGUUCUUGGGGCUGGAAUCU
Molecule: messenger RNA, 862 nt
Organism: Phalaenopsis equestris
Lineage: Eukaryota; Viridiplantae; Streptophyta; Magnoliopsida; Asparagales; Orchidaceae
Exons: 1
Source: RefSeq, a predicted model, not a curated record